Molecule: messenger RNA, 1902 nt
Organism: Lithohypha guttulata
Lineage: Eukaryota; Fungi; Ascomycota; Eurotiomycetes; Chaetothyriales; Trichomeriaceae
Gene: HAS1
Product: ATP-dependent RNA helicase
Exons: 2
Coding region: 1-1902 (633 amino acids)
Biological process (GO): maturation of LSU-rRNA from tricistronic rRNA transcript (SSU-rRNA, 5.8S rRNA, LSU-rRNA)
Cellular component (GO): nucleolus
Molecular function (GO): nucleic acid binding; RNA helicase activity; ATP binding
Source: RefSeq, a predicted model, not a curated record
AUGUCGAAACACACAGGCACCGGAGUAGAGCAAGACAAGAAGCGAAGAAGAAAGCACAGCAAGAGUGCCUCUGCUGGCAAGGAAGAGCGACCAAUUACUUCGAAGAAAGCGCCGCCAGCUGUUUCUGCGCCAGAACCAGCAAAGAAGCGAAGGAAGACAUCUCACUCGAGCGACGAAAAUGAAGACGAGGUUGACCUUCAAGAUGGACUGGUGGCAGUGCAGAAACCCAACAGUGAAGUUGAGGAAAGUGAAGACAGCAUAGUGGAAGAAGACGAAGACCAGCAGCACAUUGAGAUUCCAAAAGAGAAAGAACAAGAAAACGACGACGCUGGUUCAGAGCUCGAACAAACAGCCGACCUCGAAAGUGGUGGCAUUCAGCUCACUUCUGCCAGCGACCUACCCACCGAUGGUGCUCCUUCACUACCAGGUACUGAGUUUGUCCCGCAGAAAUUCACAGAGCUCAAACUAGCCGAGAAAACUGCAAGAGCCAUAGAGGAGAUGAAAUUCGAAACAAUGACUGAGAUUCAGCAAAGAGCUAUACCGCCUGCCAUGGCAGGUCGAGAUAUUCUAGGUGCUGCGAAAACUGGUUCGGGCAAGACUUUGGCCUUCCUAAUACCAGCCAUUGAGAUGCUCUCAGCACUUCGCUACAAGCCUCGUAAUGGUACAGGUGUCGUCGUCGUUUCUCCUACUCGAGAAUUGGCCCUGCAAAUCUUUGGCGUAGCUCGCGAGCUCAUGCAAUUCCACUCACAGACUUUUGGCAUAGUGAUAGGUGGCGCAAACAGAAGAGCUGAGGCAGACAAGUUGCAAAAAGGUGUCAAUCUACUGAUUGCGACUCCGGGUCGGCUGCUGGAUCAUUUGCAGAACACACCAGGUUUCGUUUUUAAGAACUGCAGGGCUCUUGUCAUUGAUGAGGCUGACCGAAUUCUUGAGGUCGGUUUCGAGGACGAAAUGCGUCAGAUCAUUCGCAUCCUGCCCAAAGAGCAUAGGCAAACGAUGCUCUUCUCAGCCACACAAACCACCAAAGUUGAGGAUCUAGCACGGAUAUCGCUAAAGCCAGGUCCAUUAUACAUCAACGUUGAACAGAAAGCUGAACAUAGCACUGUCAAGGGCCUUGACCAAGGCUACGUGAUCUGUGACUCUGACAAGCGCUUUCUACUACUCUUCUCUUUCCUCAAGCGCAACUUGAAAAAGAAAAUCAUCGUCUUCUUCAGCAGUUGUGCAUGCGUCAAAUAUCACGCCGAACUUCUCAACUACAUCGAUCUGCCUGUCCUUGAUCUGCACGGCAAGCAGAAACAGCAAAAGCGCACAAAUACCUUUUUCGAGUUUUGCAAUGCUAAGCAAGGCACAUUAAUAUGCACAGACGUGGCAGCGAGAGGACUCGAUAUUCCAGCCGUUGAUUGGAUCGUGCAAUUUGAUCCUCCAGAUGACCCACGGGACUACAUUCACAGAGUCGGUCGAACAGCUAGGGGAGCUAACGGGAAAGGACGAUCGUUGAUGUUCCUACAGCCAAAUGAGGUAGGGUUUCUCAGUUACCUCAAGGACGCAAAAGUGCCCAUUGUCGAAUACGAGUUUCCCAUGAAGAAGAUUGUGAAUGUUCAGACCCAGCUGGAGAAGCUGAUAGGACAGAACUAUUAUCUGAACAAGUCCGCCAAAGAUGCAUACCGCUCCUAUCUGCAAGCAUACGCUUCCCACAGUCUACGUUCUGUAUUUGAUGUCAACAAGCUCGAUCUUGUAAAGGUCUCCAAAUCCUUCGGCUUCCCUGCUCCGCCAAGAGUUGAUAUACAGCUCGGUGCUAGUAUGGCGAGAGACAAGAAGCAGGCAAGAAGAACUUAUGGUAGCCAGCCGCAGCAGGGUAGGAGUGGAGGCAUGAAGUUUAAGAGGAAAUGGGACGGUGAUAAUUGA